AUGUCGAGUGCUGACAGUAUUGUAGCCUCCGUGCUGUACCAACUCCAUUCCAAGGAGCCGCUGUUCAAACGUUGUAUAUCGAUGUCCGGCACGCCACUCAUGCUCCGACCCCUCCCAUUACCUGUCGCAGAGACAUCAUAUGCCUCCAUCGUCCAAACAUUCGGGCUUGAGAACGCAUCGACUUCAGAGCGCAUUGAAAGGCUCCGAACUGCAUCGCCAGAAGAUCUCGUCGCCAAUACACCUUUGAGUGUACCUUUACUUCCUGUCUUGGACGGAGACAUCCUAUCAGAUGCCACAACCUUCGCAAAGCUUGCAUCUCACGAUCAUGCAAACCUACCCGGCAUGCAAUGGUGCGAAUCUCUGAUGAUCGGCGACUGCCAGCAUGACGGCAUAGUGUUCUUCUUCAUGGGUCUAUCACAACGCAAAGAUGGCAUCGCAACCGCACUGACAACCUCCCUGCAUGAAAAUCUUGCUACGUCUGCGACCCAAUCAGUACUCGAAGCCUAUAACAUCACUGCUUCGACAGAAGACACCGACGCUUUGAAACGUAUCAUGGAGCUCGCAACUGACAUUGCAUACGUCGCCCCAGCGCUGGCGUACGCAAGGUCGUUUCCGGGAAAGAGUUAUUACUACCAGUUUAAUGAGCCGAAUCCGUGGGAUGGAACAUUCAGAGGGCAUAGUACGCAUAUGCUUGACGCGGCGUUCUUGUUUCAGCAUUUCAACCAUGAAUUGUCGCCUGAAGCUCUGGAAGUAGCAACGACUCUUGCGCAGGACUUCGUCAGGUUUGCAAAUGGCGCUGAGCCGUGGUCGGAAUUUGAAGAGAAGAUGGGAAUGGUGAGGAAAUAUGGGCCGGGCAAGAUCGGAAUUGUUGGAAACAAUGGUUGGGGAAGUGGAAAGAGAGAUGUUUUGUGGAAGCUGAGUGAGGAGGGAAAGGUUGAUUUAGAUGACUUGAUUGGAGCGUGGCAUAUGUUCAUCGCUGGGAAGUGA
Parastagonospora nodorum SN15 is the source of this 987-nucleotide messenger RNA. RefSeq lists its product as hypothetical. The transcript has a single exon. Lineage: Eukaryota; Fungi; Ascomycota; Dothideomycetes; Pleosporales; Phaeosphaeriaceae. The record is from RefSeq and is a predicted model, not a curated record. The coding region runs from base 1 to 987 and encodes 328 amino acids.